Molecule: messenger RNA, 8724 nt
Organism: Zootoca vivipara (common lizard)
Lineage: Eukaryota; Metazoa; Chordata; Lepidosauria; Squamata; Lacertidae
Source: RefSeq, a predicted model, not a curated record
AAGGGGCGCUGGCUGCGCGCAAUUACGCCAACAGCGGAAGGCAGCGCUUACUUCUCUUUUUCUGCACUUCCCUUCUCUGUCUGGCGCGCCCAGCUCUUGGGCUUCCCCGGGUGGGUUUCUCUUUUCCCACAAGCAGAUGUAGGCGAGGGCCCCGAUUCCAUACUUCCUUGGCAACUCCCAGCCAAGUACCCCCUUUUUUUGCUGCCUGACCUGUGCGCUGGGAAAACUCGGGAAGCGCCUGUUUUUUGCCCAGGCAGGGACUUUUUACGCGUCGCCUUUGUGUAUAGCUGCGUGGUUGAGUUUUGGGCGAGGAAGGGGAGAGGGUGGGUGCGUUGCUAAGUUUUUAUUUUAUUAGCUUGCAUGGGGGGUGCGAACAUUUGCUUGCAGACUCGAGAGCGUUUGGGACUAGGCGUUAUGUGCCAAAAAUGGUAAAUAGGAAGACGUACAAGGCCAGAGACAUCCUUACUUCUCAUACAAGUUGGAUAGCUGGUUAGAGCCUGGUGCUGAUAAUGCCAAGGCUGCAGGUUCGAUGCCCAUAUUGGACAGCUGCAUAUUCCUGCAUUGCAGGGGGUUGGACUAGAUCCUCAGGGUCUUUCCUAACUCUUAUGAUUCUAAGUUGGCAAUGAACUACACCUCCUCCUCUUUACUGUAGAAGUUAAGGCUUGAGGCAGGGGUGAGAGAGAAAAGCAGUCUAAAAAGGUAUUGUGGCUAUGGAAUAAUCCUCACUCAGUGUGCUUCAUUAUUUGGGUUGCGUGAUCAAGGAUGCAAAUGCCUGUGGUAUCCUAAUGUGGGUCACAAUUGCUUACUACGGUACAUUCUUUUGAGCACUCACACUCCCAGGUUAGUAUAGAGCACUGGCUGGCAGCAGAAUGGCUACCUGUUAUAUUUCCGCCCACAAGUAAACAGCAGCUUCAGGCGGUGAUUUUAAUUGAGAGGGGAGAAUUAACACUUCCCCCAUGCAGUUGUUUUCAGUCCUUAAAAAAAUGUGGGAGAUCUCAUUCACUGAUAUUCUAUCUGAUUUGGCCUGAGAGAAAGAGCUGUGUACAGUAUUAGGAAGCUGUUUGCUCAAAUUCAGCACUAUUGUUAGAUUAUAAUUUUGGAAGCCAUCCCAGUAAGCCUCAAACCUCAAGUUUUGCUCAGAGCCCUUGUAUGGCAGUGGGGUAGAGUACCAGCCAACCAGAAAAACAGACUAGCCGCUCAUUGGUUUUAUAUUAUCACUCUGUUAACAGUCAGCCAGCAUUCCGAGGCACACUCAAGCUCAGCCCUCAUUGCCUCUUAGGGUACUUUUUCCAUCAAAGUUUUUUUAUAUGCCUAGAAACCUUGAAGGUUCCCCCAAACCUGCCUGAAACUUUCCCUCUUGUGUGUGGCUCGUAAGAUUUUGCCUACAUAAGGAUCCACACUUGGAUAAGUGAGUUCUCUGUUAGUAUACAAUAAGCCUGCAACUUAUGUGGGAGUUAUGUUCCGGGCAUUGCGCCUGAAGCCAAAAUUGUGUAUAGUCAAAACCUAUUGGGUUCAAUGGCAGGUGGGAUUGCCAACAUCAUUUUUCACUGAACCUCACCACUUUAAUUUUUUUUAAUAAAUAAAAAUUAUCAAGUGUGUAAAGCUGAAUGCACACAAGUUAAAUGUGCAUAUGUUGCAGGCUUAUUGUAAAUGAGGAUGUAGCUACUUUAUACCAGGGGUCCCCAGACUACGGCCCCCAAGGCUCUUUUAUGUGGCCCCCGGGGACCCCCGCCGCUCGCUGCUACUGCCUCCCGCUCUUACCGGCGCGGUGCGACUGCCGACUUCCGACCCGGAAAAGUGACGGAAAUAGCUUGUGCGCACGUGCAUGCGUCAUUUCCAGUGUACUUCCAGGUCGAAGGAGGCUUCUGCACAUGCGCACAGGCUAUUUCCGCCGCUUUCCAGGUCGGGAGUGUGCCAGAUACAGCGUUUGCACAUGCGCAUGGGCGCGCACAGCCGCAUGCUCCCGCGCCCCUGCGCGUGCUCCCCCACCCUCCGGACCACCAUGCAACCGGCGUUGCGGCCACCCGGCCCAAAGCCGGGUAAGUUUUGGGACCCUUGCUUUAUACUAUUGCCAAUGCCUGGGCUGUCUACUCUGGCAGUGGCUCUCCGAGGUCCCAUUCAGGUCUGCACCCUCCACCUGAUCCUUUAGCCAAAGAUGCUGAGUAUUGAUCUGGGACCUUCUAUAUAGUAAAAAGCAUGAACUCUGUCACUCUAAGCUACAACCAUUUCCCCAAAGAGAUUCUGCAGAACUUUGCCUUGAUACUAUCAGUUCCGUGUUAUGCUGCUGUCGCACAGUAGAAGAACUCACAGUUUCCAUAAUAAGGUUAAGGUGGGGUUUUUUUUUUUUUUUACAGAACACCUUAAAAUAAAACGGUAGUUUUCAAUGCAGUAGAAGUUGUCGCUUUGAACUUGCCUUGCCAUAUGCCAGACCCAGGGUAGCCAUUGUGUUGGGCUAUUAACUCCCACCAUCCCUAACAAUUGACCUUGUUGCAGUUGACAACACCUGGAGGAAACCAUGCUGGCUCUCCGUGUCCUACGCAAUAAACAUUUAUACAGUGGUACCUCUGGUUAAGAACUUAAUUCAUUCUGGAGGUCCAUUCUUAACCUAAAAUUGUUCUUAACCUGAGGUACCACUUUAGCUAAUGGGGCCUCCCGCUGCCGCCACACGAUUUCUGUUCUAAUCCUGAAGCAAAGUUCUUAACCCGAGGUACUGCUUCUGGGUUAGCAGGGUCUGUAACAUGAAGCGUCUGUAACCCAAGGUACCACUGUAGACGCUUCUGGCACAGGGACACUCCACAUAGGAUCAGCCCAUGCAAUUGAAGAAGAGCUACAGAAUAUUGGAAGUUUGAGUGCUGGGGCAGAAAAUCAGCCUCAAGGGCAAGAAGUGUGGGGAUACCGAGCCCCUAAUAUGAAACAGCUGCAGGAUUUUUAACAGACUUUUAGUGGACACCUUAUAGAAGCCUUUAAAGAAAAGAAGUGAGCUUGGGUGUGGCAUGCAAAUGCUCAGUCAAAAUAGGCAGGCUUUUGUAGUUUCUGUUCCUCGCUUCUGAAAUAUCAGAAUCCAAAGUCCAGGCUUUCUAGACCGCUCCCUUUCUGACAGGUGUACCUAAAGCAGCUCAGUCCCGUGCCUUUGCCUCAAAGACAGAGAUAGGGGACCUGCGGCACUUCCAUUGGGAUUGGACAACAGCUCUCAUAAUACUUGGCUAUUGACUGUUAGUUGGGGCUGAUAGGAGUUGGAGUCCAACAGCAUAUGGAGGGCCACAGGUCCCCCCCCCAAGAACCAACUCCUAGAGGCCGUGGUGUCUUCACCCACCCCCAAUAAAAUAUUUGAGGGGGCUGUGACCCCCCCCCAAGGUUCAUGGGCACUGACAUUCAAAUGGUGUGUGUGCACACCAUGUCUUGUGAUCAAUUAUGUACCAAUAUUUUUUUCAAGUUGGUGCCCCUGCUCCCCACCACAGCUCAAAGAUAAGGCCUCUUCUGAAAGCCUGAAAGGCAAUGCAUCUACAGUGGUACCUCUACUUACGAAUAACCCUACUUACGAAUGUUUCUACUUACGAAUGGAGCUCCGUCCGCCAUCUUGGAUGCUGUUUAGAUAGGAUUUUUUCUACUUACGAAUUUUUUCUCCCAAUGCAUUCCUAUGGGAUUCGACUUACAAUUUUUUUCUACUUACAAAUGUGCGUUUGGAACGAAUUAAAUUCGUAAGUAGAGGUACCACUGUAUUUCUAAUCUGAUUUAUCAACCUCUACCCGUUACACAGGGACCCAGGUGGCGCUGUGGUUAAACCACUGAGCCUAGGGCUUGCUGAUCAGGUCGGCGGUUUGAAUCCCUGUGACGGGGUGAGCUCCCGUUGCUUGGUUCCAGCUCCUGCCAACCUAGCAGAUCGAAAGCAUGUCAAAAUGCAAGUAGAUAAAUAGGAACCGCUACAGCGGGAAGGUAAACGGCGUUUCCAUGUGCUGCUCUGGUUUGCCAGAAGCGGCUUUGUCAUGCUGGCCACAUGACCUGGAAGCUGUACGCCGGCUCCCUCGGCCAAUAAUGCAAGAUGAGCGCGCAACCGCAGAGUCGGUCACGACUGGACCUAAUGGUCAGGGGUCCCUUUACCUUUUACCUUUACCCGUUACACAGUUUGAAAUUUAGGGACUCCCUAGACAUCCUUCCUAUUCUACACUCAUGGUGAUUUGUGUCCGUGAUGGUAUUGGAGUCAUUAUACAUGAUCCUGCUAUUUGAGCCUUCAAAAAUUUCGGGAUGGGCAUACUACUUCAUUUCCAAUCAGUGCAUGCCCUACUGAAACCCUGGUGACUUUUCAUGCAACAAACGUUCUGGUGUUUUGCUUGGUUUUUGUCCUGCUUUCAUUGCACUAUAGUGAAAGAGCACCCCCAUCCAGACAGAAAUCAAGUGGUAACAUUGGGGAAGCGUCGCAGAACAACUAAUAAAGCAGAAGGGGUGUGUGGACAGUCCAAUAUGAGUCCACUAUUAAUACAAUACACCAGAACUGCAUCAAUAAAGAGACCCUGAUUUGACUGAUGUACUUCUGCCUUUGCCAACUUAAUGAGGCAAGGGAAAUGCCAUUUCUCUCUUUGGAAGAGCACACGCCUGGCAUGCAAAUGUCUGAAACCCUAGAGAGCUGUGGUCUACCUGUGUAAUGAGCUAGAGGAACCAAUGGCAUAACUUUGCAUAAAGAAGCUGUAAGGCUUCUUUUGGCAAGGCGUGCUUUUGUCACCCUAUAUUUACACAACAGUUUCAUAAGCAGACAGCUAUCCAUGAUGUUGGUUUUUCUGGAACACUAGCAAUCAAGACAGGCAUUUGCAUCCACCAGUACAGAGGUAAAUGUAGAUUUUUCUUCUUCUAUCAGGUACAAACUGACCUUCUGCACUGAUGCCAGCAGAAAGUAAACUUACUGAGGGGAAACAUGGUAAUUUAAAGUAACCCCUCGGGUUUUUUAGGGUGCCUGCCUUAAAGCCGGAGGUCAUUUCUGAGGAAAUGGAAGGGCAAGGGGCUAGAAUAAAAUGUUUGGAGAUGAUGAUGAGCUUCCUUUCUGAUUUUGAGUUACCUGGAAGUGAUGGGAGGCAGGGGAAGCAACCAAAUGAGCUUCUUUCAGCCUUUAAACCAGGCAUCCCCAAACUGUGGCCCUCCAGAUGUUUUGGCCUACAACUCCCAUGGUCCCUAGCUAACAGGACCAGUGGUCGGGGAAGAUGGGAAUUGUAGUCCAAAACAUCUGGAGGGCCGAAGUUUGGGGAUGCCUGCUUUAAACAUUCCACACUAGCAACUGUCUCCAAUUUGGCCUUUCAGCUGAAAUGCCUGAUGGUGGUCAUGGGGAGACCUAAAAUGUGGGAUCUGAGAAAAGCAGCGCAAAGGAAGUCCUUUUCCAAAAAGAGGCCGACACUAGGCUUCCUACCUUCAUCACAGAAUGGUUCAUAGAAUCAGAACUGUAGCAUUGGAGGGGAACCCAAACGUCUUCUAAGUGCAACCCCCUGCAAUACAGGAAUCUCCGCUAAAGCAUCCAUAACAGAUGGCCAUCCAACCAUUGCUUUAAAACCUCCAAGGAAGGAGAGUCCACCACCUUCCGAGAGAGACCGUUCCCCUGUUGCAUGCCAUUUCUCAACCUUGUGGUCAGUCUUUUGGCUGGUUGACUUUCCAGUUUUGUGACUUCUCAUUUGCAAGUACAUGCUUCUUUUUUCACUUUUUGUUUACAAAAUGGCAUGAACUGCCAACAGUAAAUCAAAAGAUCUCCUUUGCACCAUUUUUCUUUUCUUUUUUUCUUUUUAAAAAGGGGGGGGGGCUGGGAAAAUCUGAACAGGGUCCCUGAUCUGUAAAUACUGCUUCUGUUUUCCUGACUGCCUGAUGUUUCGUUAGUUAUUAAUGUGUCAUUAAUAUGGUGGGGCGGGGCAGGGGGGUUCCGUUGCUGUGUGCUUUCUAGGAAGAAGUGAGGGUAAGCUGUUGUAUGGUAGGGGGCUCUGAAAUGGUUGUAUUGUCGCACUGAUAAUACAGUAAUACCUCUGCGAAUGUCCGCCCUGUCGACCGUCCAUUUUGGCGAACGUCCGCAGCAAACCUGGAAGUACCGGAACGGGUUACUCCCAGGUUUGCCGCUUGCGCAUGCCAGAGCAGCGCUUUGUUGAGCGUCCCUUUCGUCGAGAGUCUGGGGCUCUGGAACGGAUCCCGGACUCAAACCAAGGUACCACUGUAGUGCUGAGAAAUUAAUAAACCUAACAUUUAAGGAGAAUUACUUUGGCAAUAUAUAAAAACAAUGAAAUAAUUCUUUUUCUUCUUCUGUUUUUAGGACAGAAUGAUGUACCCUCUUAGAUCAGAGCUGUCAAUCACCCCUACAUGUUGCAAGCUGUAAAGGGACAGUUUGCAUUAACCAUGACUCUUCUUGCUACUGCUCUGUGGUGUUGCAGGCAACUCUAUACAUAUAUUGCUCAUUUGCUAAAAUGGUGGAGCAGAUACCUGCAGAGAAAAUUCACAAAUAACCAAAGUGUUUCAGCCGAAGCUGAUUUGCUUGGCUACUGUGCAAAAGAAUGGAAAGAAGAAACAGAGCAGGCCAAACAUAUGAGAAAGGCUUAUGAAGAGUUGUUUUGGAGAUACCAUGUGAAAUCUGUACGGCAGGUCAGCGGAGAUAACUACUGUGUGCUGAGAGCUGUGUUGUUCCAGAUUUUCAGCCAAGGUAUUCCUCUUCCAUCGUGGACAAAGGCAACAGAUGUCCUAAAGCUCCCGGAGAAACUUCUUUAUUCGCAAGGCUGCAACUGGAUCCAGCAAUAUAGUUUUGGAUCAGAACAGUACACAGGCUCCAAUACACUGGGAAAAUUGCGUAGAUGUAUUGAAACGUUGAGAAGCCAGUGGAUGGAAGUGAGUAGCAUUAAAGACCAAUAUGAAAGAGGGAACUUGUGCAAUGCCCUUUUCGCUGACGAAAGUUUGGAGCACAAACUGUACGAGGCCAUAAAAUUCAUCAUGCUCUACCAAGUAAUAGAAGCCUACGAAUGCUUGAACAGAAAGCAAGAGUGCAUCCCAAGGUUUUUUAACCAGCUUUUUGUACGCGAUACCUCCUUGGACCCUUUGAGCUACAUGAUGAAUCACUUGAAUGCCAUAGGGGAGAGAAGAGGCCUCGAUCAGGUCGAACUGUUUCUCCUUGGGCAUUCUCUUGAAGUCAAGAUAACCAUUUACAGGUUGUGCAAGUUUAAUUCAGCCGUUUCCCAAGAAAGCUACGCAGAAAUGUAUCAGAGGGACUGGCCGGAAGUCUUUCUUCUGACUGAAGAUGACCGUCACUAUCACAUCCCUAUUAUCAGCAUAUAAAUCUAAUUUCUGGGGAUGCUGUCAGAACUGCCUGCCAUCGGAUCUCCCUUCUGAAGAACCAUAAAAUAUCCAAACCUUUUUUUUUAAUGAGUGACUCUAAUGCCACGCUUAAAACUAUGAUCCAGGCCAUUUCUCAGCUUAAGCUACCUCACAAGUUGUGAGGGUAACAUGUUAUAAGCCCAUAUAUUAUACUCUCAAAGUCCCACCAGCAGCAUAUGCCUAUUGAUAAACAUCUUGGGUAAUGGUACAAAUUGGAUGUGAGGGUCAGUUCAUACAAUAUUGGUUUUAUGUGCUUUUUAAGAUCGGAUCACAAUGGGUAUAUCACACAGACUUAUAAACCAAUAGCCAAACUAGCUCUGUGAGGGAAGUGGGAAUUUGACACAUAAUUCUCAACAAUAUCACCCACUUAAACUUUGCAAGGAAAUCAUAUAGUGGCAUUGGUAUAAAGCCGGUAUUAAUUUGCUAAUGUAAAUGGGCACUUUGAGGCUGUGAUCUACGGACAGCUCAGUUUUACUUAUAUCAAUCAGUAUCGAUUGAUAACUAUACAGUCUCCAGUGUGGCCAGUCCUGCUUAUUUAACAGAAAUAAGGCCCUGCAUUGGGACUGCAGAAAGCCAUGGUGUGUCAAGAAACAUCACCGUAUUCUUUAAAGCUACUUAUUUGCUUUGCAGUUAAAGGACCUUGUUAUACAUCCCACUGUAAAAAAAAAAGGGGGGGGUUACCAUUGACUAUACGUACUUUCAAUCUUGUCUCCUUAGCAACCCAAGUUGUUUGCACGUGUAUUUUCCACAUUUACACAGUUCCCUCUGUGCGAAAUGGUCCAGAGGCAACAAUUAACAUUGGCUCACAAAAAUAUGGCAGACAGGUAUUGGGUUGCUGGGAAGAGCCAUUUGUGUUAACUCUGCUCAAGCACAUCACUUCCACUGCCUAUAGCUGACCCAGAAUGCCAUGGGAUUUGAUAGGUCAUUACUGCUAGGAUGGUUAUGUUGUACGUAGUAGUUUUGAAUAGGAUGCCUUAGAACAGGCAUCCCCAAACUUCGGCCCUCCAGAUGUUUUGGACUACAAUUCCCAUCUUCCCCGACCACUGGUCCUGUUAGCUAGGGAUCAUGGGAGUUGUAGGCCAAAACAUCUGGAGGGCCGCAGUUUGGGGAUGCCUGCCUUAGAAUAUCCUAUGUGGUAGAAUUCAGAGCAUUGCAUUCGGCCAUCAUCAGAGCUGUGCAUAUGCACCAGAUUCUGUGGCAAGAAUAGGAAAAGCCACCUAAGUAAAUUUGCAUAGUUCUGUGAUUUGCACUGUACUGCAUACUAUUUUCUGGUUUUGCCUGCCAUUUAGAAAGCCAAAGAGUUGCGCAAGGCACUGCUGCCAUAUUGCUAGCCAAUGGAAAUGCCAUAUUGCUAGCCAAUGGAAAUCUUAUUAAACUGCCCCAGUAACUGCUGAAAUCUCA